UGGGGUUGUGGUUAGGGUUAGAGCUUGAUUUAGGGUAAGGUUUAGGGUUAGAUUUUGGGUUAGGUUUGGAUUUCUGAUAUAAGAUUGUGUUUAGCUUGGUUUUAGGUUCAGAGCUAGAUUCAGGAUUAGGGUUAGAUUUAAAUUUUAGGUUCAGGGUUAGGGUUAGAUUUAAGGUUGGGGGUAGGGUUGAUAUAGGGUUGUGGUUAGCUUGGUGUUAAGGUUAGAGCUAGAUUCAGGGUUGGGAUUAGAUUUAGGUUUAGGGUUAGGUUUGGAUUUAAGGUUAAGGGUUAGAUGGUGUUGGGGUUACAUCUCGAUUUAUGGUUAGGGUAUCUGCGAAGGUAGCAUGAUUCCACUAUCACAACAAUCCAUUACAUGCUUGAAUAAGGUCAAGGGGCGUUUCACAGGAUACAGCAUGUUGGCCAGCCUCGAACCAAUCCGCUACCUGCAAGAACUUCAUCCUCAGGAUCCUUCAAGCGGAGGAAUGGACCUGGACGUGAUAGACGAGUAUCUGAAAGAACAGACCAGACAAAACAUCCAGACCCGGACAGAGGAAAGUCUUCUAGCAGAAAACAGUUGGUCGGGUCCAUUUGCCUACGAGUGGCCCUACAGAGGGACGGUGGGGGCAGAAAACACAUGCUGUGAAACAGAGCAGAGUCAACAACAGCAGGUGUGGAUGAAUCUAUCCAGCUAUAAUGAGUGGGGAGGACAGUACCAGUUUGAUCCCCCUCCCUGCAGUGACACAGAUUCACACUCCUCCAGCUCGGGGUAUCAGGAGUUCCCUCCGUCUCCUCCAUCGCACUCACACACCACUUCUCUUUCGGCAGGUAAAAGGAAGGAGCGUCUAUUCCAGUUCCUGUAUGAGAUGCUGCAGACACCUCACAUGCGCAGUUGCAUCUGGUGGGUUCAGUCGGCAAAUGGUACUUUUCAGUUCUCGUCACAAAACAAAGAGAAGCUCGCCGAGAUGUGGGGCAAGCGCAAGGGCAACCGUAAAACCAUGACGUAUCAGAAGAUGGCACGUGCUUUGCGUAACUACUCACGCACCGGAGAGAUCUAUAAAGUGAAGCGCAAACUCACGUAUCAGUUUACCGAGAGAACGCUCAGGGGGCUUCAGAACAACGCACAGAAAUUCACCCAAAUCUAACUGUAGCAACGACAGGAUAAAAAUCUAAUCCCUUUGAUGUGGGACAACAACCUGAAUAAAUACUGAGUAUUUGUAGUGAAUUUGAGACUCAUAAUUUUGCUCAAAUUAUCCAUAUUGAUUUUAUCUAAAAAGAAAAAAAAAAUGACAGAAAUAUUUUGUGAUUCAAAGGAAUUUUGUUUUUCUUCAUCACCCUCAGCAUGAAUACGAAUCUUACACAAUACACGAUUGUAACUUUAAACAAGGACGCGUUUACAGCGUACCUUAAAAAAAAAACGAAGAGUACCUGAGCAGUACCAUUUUUUCUGACAGUGUUUGUAAAUCUGAGGAUUGUCAUGUUGCUCUUAGCUACGUUCUAGUAGUGCAACUGUAUAGCAGUAUAGUAGAAAGUAAUAAAAAGUGACGUCUUUUUUUUUUUUUCAUUAAAAAUGUAAUAUUUCUACUUUUGGGUUUCGGUCAAUCGCAUGUAAAUCUGAGAAUUGUUGUCCAAAUGCACCGUUUAGUUUGUAAUGAAAUAAAAAUCGAUCGUGGGAAACUA
This is a messenger RNA of Tachysurus fulvidraco (yellow catfish), 1676 nucleotides long. Its product is annotated as transcription factor PU.1. Gene Ontology annotation, cellular component: nucleus. Gene Ontology annotation, molecular function: DNA-binding transcription factor activity, RNA polymerase II-specific; sequence-specific DNA binding. The coding region runs from base 344 to 1141 and encodes 265 amino acids. The transcript is spliced from 6 exons. Gene Ontology annotation, biological process: cell differentiation; regulation of transcription by RNA polymerase II. The record is from RefSeq and is a predicted model, not a curated record. NCBI's taxonomy places the organism in Eukaryota, Metazoa, Chordata, Actinopteri, Siluriformes, Bagridae.